Messenger RNA from Anopheles coustani, 849 nucleotides. RefSeq lists its product as uncharacterized. The transcript is spliced from 3 exons. Lineage: Eukaryota; Metazoa; Arthropoda; Insecta; Diptera; Culicidae. The coding region runs from base 1 to 849 and encodes 282 amino acids. The record is from RefSeq and is a predicted model, not a curated record.
AUGGCUGUGACUUUGAGUCACCUCCCUGGUGCCGUGCUGUUGUACGCGUUGGUCGUGCCGUCCGUCACCGGAAGCUACCUGCGUGACGUGGAGCUGAUCGGACCGUCACCACAGGCCGACUUCAACACCGUCUACUACUACCCGAGCUACGUCAAGGGCGAGGACCCGGUCGAAGAGUUCAACCGAAGGCGUCUGCACGUGGACACCGCGAUGUUCAUGGACGAUGACGUAAGGGCCGCGAAACGAAAGCGCAAGACGUUCCCGGGCGCCAUCGCAAGGCGCAAUCCGAAACUGCGUGCCCCGGCACCGAACCGCGUUGGGCAGCCCUCCGACCACGAGCGCAAUUAUUUGAAAAUUCGCCAAUCGUCCGGCGGGCCACGGUACGUCCGGGACGAUGUGGAAAUCUUUGACAUCAAGCAACACGCCAAAAGAAUCACCAAGGCAACCGAUCAAGCGAAGGAACCUCGUUCCCGUCGAACUCCUAGAACGGUCGCAAUGGAGGCGUCCGAUGAUCGGCGACGUUACGAGGAAUCUGAUCCGCAGAUAUUUGCCUACGAACGUGCCGACAGUCCGGAGGUGAUCGCUCGGACAAAUGCUCGACGCACCGGGGAAGGAUCAGAGGAUAGCAAAUACUUCCAAGAUACCUUUCAGCUGCAAAAGUCUCCCCUGGAACUAGAGUUCGGCCACUUGUUUGAGUCAAACGAUGGCUGGGAAGAGCGGUACGAAAGGCAGGACCAUCGCAAUCAUAGGCAUCAAGGAAAAGUCAAAUGGGCCGACAAGCAGGGAGGCUUCGGUGAACACUACUGGGACCUGAACCACAUCCAAGCGGCCGAACCUCACGAUGGCUAA